GGCAAAUGACAACAGACUACAACUUUGAUGAAAAUGGUGAAGUGAAAUUUAGAACAUUAGAAAUCGAACGUUAUCUUUUAUUUUAUAUGAAACCUGUAAUAAAAUAAUGUCAAUAUUAGUAUUAAAAUGUAUAAUCUUCUUGUACCUAUUAGUGGAACCAAUGAAUCUUCAACUUCUCAUAAACGUGAGGAACCAGGGCGGUGAUGUUAUGCAGGAGAACAUAACAGCGAACGUCUCUGAAGACACGGUAACUCUAGAGUUCCUACGGUUAGACGGUGUUUACAUUUCGCAACUAGUCGACUUUACGAACGAGGUGGAAGCCAUGAAGGUUGUGAUACCUGGAGAGGAAGAGCUGGGACAGUUGGGUCAUCAAGUUCUGUGUUUUCUUACACAUGCUGCACAGGCAGAUUUUAUUGCACCAGAUGCUAUGGCUAAGCUUAGACAAAAAAACCCAGGAACAGUAAGAGUAGCAGAGGAGGACAAAGGGUGGCGACAGACGACUGCCACCGCCUGGGCGGGCCGCGUAACCGUGCUGCUGUCGCCGGCCGCAGCGAGGCACUGCGCGCCGGCCAGGGACCGGGUCUAUAUCCGCUCGGCGGACCUCACCCGAUGGACACCUAGAGCUGGAGUGGAGCCAUCAUCAUUUUCCUCAGAAGUGGUGCCAUUCCCUCCUCAAGCGCUCACGUCAGAUACAUCUGAAGGUAGUCCAGCUGUUAGCGUGUGUGUGGCAGAGAAUGAUGCUACAAAAGAAUGCAUCUGUCACUUGGAGGUUUGUGUGAACUGGUAUCCUUGUGGUUUGAAGUACUGCAAGGGAAAGCCUCAAGGGGGUCUCAGCUAUAGAUGCGGCAUCAAGACAUGCCACCGCUGCUUCCGCUACCACUUCUACGUGCGGCGCCGCGAUACCUGCUUGAACUACACGUGACAUCACGCUCGCCCACCUCACCGCCAGGGCUGCUCUACGUGCCGGACACAUCAACUAGUCACUCUAAUUUUAGCUUUCAUACUUUUAAUGAGACAAAGACUUGUGACAAUACUUUUUAAUACUUGUAUUUGUAAAUAUUUUGCUAGAAAAAUGUAUUUAAACCUCU
Messenger RNA from Pararge aegeria (speckled wood butterfly), 1088 nucleotides. RefSeq names its product out at first protein (gene oaf). The record is from RefSeq and is a predicted model, not a curated record. The transcript has 6 exons. NCBI's taxonomy places the organism in Eukaryota, Metazoa, Arthropoda, Insecta, Lepidoptera, Nymphalidae. Bases 107 to 922 code for a protein of 271 amino acids.